UCGUGCAUCUCAAUCAGUUGGUAUACUUGGUUCCGUGUAGAAAAGUGUUUGUGAUAGAUAACAUCGAAGAAAAAAAGGUUUUCGGAGUUCAAGCGUAAGAUUUGAUUGAAUGGCUAUGCUCACUGAAAUCGCCACCCUUGAGGAGAAGUAUAUCGAAUUGUGUAAGAAGCAUGGAACCGUACCCAACACUUCCAUUUUAUCUGCCUUCUUUGAGGCGGAGGAUAAAAAGUCAAGGAAUUAAAGAUGCACCAUGAACCUUUUAGUUGACAGAGUGAUGUACGAUGACUUUCACCCGCUGCUUGAGUUAUGCAAUGAGAUCAACGCAUCUGAGGUAGAAGGAAUAGAUCUCUCUGUGAGAUCCUCUUGUUCUCUGGAAGAUCAGUACGUAUUGUCCUUGAUACGUUCUGUCAAUCAAAAAGUUCAUCUUGUUGAUGUACACGAUUGUUUUGGGAAAACCUUAUGGCGGGAUGUCUUCUCUCAAGGCUUGAGCUGCGAAGUUUUGAAUGUGAGGUCUUUGCAUUUCCCUAAGCUUAACAUAGUUGGAGAGUUCGCACAGCUGCACACCCUUAUACUCGAUUCCAACCGUGUGACUGGUUUUGGUGAACGCUUUUUUUCUUGCAUGCCGAACUUGACUUGUCUUUCGAUGUGCGACACUAUUGUCUCUGAUCUUUGGACAGCAAGCGCUGCUCUCUUGAAACUCCCUUCUCUUGAGGUGCUCUGGUUUCAGAUUUGGAUUUGUUGCAGUGAAUCUUCUACCGGUGGUGGUGGUGGCUCUUCCGCCGCCCCACGACAGAGGAAUACUACCAGCAUCAAGGCGGCCGCCGCGAUUGGAAUGCAGCCUGUAACGGUUCCGAUUUCUUUUCGCCGGCGAGAAGAAAGCCAGAUGAAUCGAGGCGAACGGCAGCUCGCACCAGAGAAUGGAUGUGAAUAUUCAUCUCCCAUAACUCUCUCCAAACUUCAUGGCCGGUGUAAGAAAUCAGAAGUUGAAGAACUCAUGUACCCUAGAUAUCGAUUCUAG
Brassica oleracea var. oleracea is the source of this 1018-nucleotide messenger RNA. RefSeq lists its product as uncharacterized. Bases 251 to 1018 code for a protein of 255 amino acids. The record is from RefSeq and is a predicted model, not a curated record. Gene Ontology annotation, biological process: cellular response to UV-B. NCBI's taxonomy places the organism in Eukaryota, Viridiplantae, Streptophyta, Magnoliopsida, Brassicales, Brassicaceae. The transcript is spliced from 4 exons. Gene Ontology annotation, cellular component: Cul4-RING E3 ubiquitin ligase complex.